Messenger RNA from Cryptomeria japonica (Japanese cedar), 801 nucleotides. RefSeq names its product omega-amidase, chloroplastic. Gene Ontology annotation, cellular component: mitochondrion. The transcript is spliced from 3 exons. Gene Ontology annotation, biological process: oxaloacetate metabolic process; L-glutamine metabolic process. The record is from RefSeq and is a predicted model, not a curated record. Gene Ontology annotation, molecular function: omega-amidase activity. The coding region runs from base 202 to 801 and encodes 199 amino acids. NCBI's taxonomy places the organism in Eukaryota, Viridiplantae, Streptophyta, Pinopsida, Cupressales, Cupressaceae.
AAAUAAGAACGACCAUUGGCGUUUCUCAAGUUUUAUCCGGGAAAAAAAUUACCAAAAUGGCCAAAAGUAACACAAAAUAGCCUGGCCGAGAAGUUUAGCCAUUCGAACUCGGAAUCUUGCUAUUGGUAGUUUGUCAACAAUCAAAAGAAUUUACGCCAAUUGACGGCCAAAUUUGCAUCAAACGUAAGCAAUGCCAGCAUCAUGAGAAUCCUCACAUCUACACAGGCUGCCUUUUCGUCCUCUCGUGUUAAUUUUCAUUUCGCUAGAUUUGUAUCGUCAGCUUUACCUGCAAAAUCUUCAUUGCUGUAUUUUAGCCAUAUAUUUUCAACUCCGCAGCUCAGGGCGGCCAAAAUAGUCAAGUUUUCACAGGGAAAAUUAAAUCGGAGCAUCCGUGCAAUGGCCAAAGCAGAAGAUGCUAGAAAGCCACCAGCUUUGCCUCUGCCGCCAGUUUCCUCAACAAAGUUCAAGAUUGCCUUGUGCCAGUUAUCUGUGACCGAAGACAAGGAAAGGAAUAUAGCUCAUGCUCGUGUUGCUAUAGAGGCUGCGGCCGAUAAGGGUGCUCAACUUGUAGUAUUGCCUUUUGCCGUGGCCGUUUUGCAGACCUUUCCCUUUUUCUCCCCCGUGCCCCCCCAUUCCUUGCUCGGAGGUUCUUCCCUUAUACCCCGUGGAGGGGAAGGGUUGCAUCCCUCCACGGGUCCCUUCCGCACGAAGGGAUGUGCCGGGGUUGCGAGUACCGUCGCACCACUUCGUGCGGGGGGGAAGGGUAGUCGUGAUGGCUCCCGUGUAUUACGUAGUUCGUAG